Molecule: messenger RNA, 2813 nt
Organism: Rhinopithecus roxellana (golden snub-nosed monkey)
Lineage: Eukaryota; Metazoa; Chordata; Mammalia; Primates; Cercopithecidae
Product: alpha-1,3-mannosyl-glycoprotein 4-beta-N-acetylglucosaminyltransferase-like protein MGAT4E
Exons: 3
Coding region: 617-1912 (431 amino acids)
Biological process (GO): protein N-linked glycosylation
Molecular function (GO): acetylglucosaminyltransferase activity
Source: RefSeq, a predicted model, not a curated record
GAGUGACUGUUCCUUAUCACCCCAGUUCCUUUUUUUUUCUCUCUCUCUCUCUGUCUCCUGCCUUUUCCAGAAGUCUGUCAAACUCAGAGGGCUGAAUGAGAGCAGUCUUCCCUCUGUGGCUGGGAAACUACACGGGAGGAACCGUAUCCUGACACAGACACGAUGCGGUGUUCCAUUAGGAAAUGCUUCAUACCCUCAGUGGGCAUCGUAUUCCUGUGGCUCUUCAUCACUUUGAAAAUCCCCAAGGAAACUGAAGAUGACCAAAAAGUGAUGACUAUCAAAGGCCAAGUAGCAAGGCUUGAGCCUUAUCAGUUUGGGAACUGGGAAUAUAGGGUGGAAAUGGUGUGGACAGGCAGAUUCUUGAAAACCCCUGGGCUUUCUUCCUUCCUGUACCUUUUCACCUGAGAGCAGGAAGCUCCAAAGGGAAUGGGGGUAGGGACCUGGGCCUAUUAGUCCAUGAAGAAGCUGUACUUAUUUUCCUUAUUUGUUAAGGUAAAGAAGAGAGUAAAUACUGCUUGAGCCCUGGAUAUUUUAGCCAACGGACAGGUAUCCUGAGAAUGUGCUGGGCUCACUUUAGGGAGAAUGGUUCACUCCACCUCUUUCCCUAGAAAAGCUGAUGGGGAGCCACUGGGGUGUAAACUUUGUUCUUUUUAUGAAAGGAUAUAUAUGUUUACCCUUGUCAAUGCCCCAGGAGGCCAGUUAUAACAGCAGGAAGGACCCAAGACCACUCGAAGACUGGCAGAACCUCACCUUCAAAUAUAUGGAAAAAAUCCAGAAGAGAAGAAAGACAUGGCUGACAGUGGGGAUAUCGUCAGUGCAGCAAGGGGACAGAAGCAGCCUCUUGUACACAUUGGUUUCCCUGUUCCGUGUUUCCUCUAAGGCUGAGCAGAAACACCUCACGGUGCUGGUCCACCUGGCAGAUUCUGACCUCACCUGGCUCAGAGAAACUGUUGCCCAUAUUUCAAGCCUCUUCAGCCCACAGAUCUUGAAAGGGCAGUUGCUAAUGAUCCAUGCUCCAUCCGAUGCCUACCCCACUGUUGACAGUGUCAGAGAUGAAGCCUUUCGUGGCGAAUUCUACUCCAAGCAGAACGUAGAUCACGCCUUCCUCAUGAGCUUUGCCACAAAGCUCUCUGAUUACUUCCUGUUAAUAGAGGACAAUGCCUUUUUUGCCCCCAACUUUGUCACCCACAUUCAUUCAAGGGUGACCACCAUGAAGUCCAACUCAUGGGCGCUACUGGAGUUUUCCAAUAUGGGCUUCCUUGGCAAACUCUUUCACAGCAGGGACCUCCCGCUCCUGGCCCAUUUCCUCCUCCUCUUCUACAAGGAGAAACCCCUUGACAGCCUGAUUUCUCAUUUCCGUAUGCUCCUGGUCCAGGAAAGCCCAAUCCUCUGCAAACCUUUCCUAUUUUACCGCAGGGUCUCCUACACCGCCUUUGAUCACAAGCAGAAGGCCACAGCACUUCAGAAAAAGAAUGCUGAUGGUCCCAACAACCCACCUGGAGCUGUCUUCACUGAUAUGCAGGUUUCCGAUGUGCAUUUCCCCUGGGAGGCCUACACUCUGGAUGAGUCAUUCUUUUGGACACACAACCUUAGUAUAGGAAACCACCUGACAGUGAUUCUGAACCAUCCAGCAAACCUGAGCAGGGUGCAAGUGAUAACGGGCUCCAUUGUGGAUGGGAGGUAUGCCCUGGAGAAGGGGCAGGUGGAGCUGGGCUACGAACCUGAGGGGGUGCCUCAGCACUGCACCAGCUUCGCCUUGCUGGGACAUCUUUCAGAGGGGCAGAUGGAUCGGGAGAUACAUCUGAAAGGUAUGGGGUACCACGUGAGCUGUGUGAGGCUGGUGGUGAAAGCUGGUCAGGCUGGGGGGCUCAUGAUCAGGCAUAUCUACCUCUGGGAGAAAAAUGACAAAUAGCAGCAAGUGGAUCAAUGCUGAAGAUAAAUCAGUAGGGGGAUGAAAAAUUAAAAUCUUAAAGCCAUUUCAUUCUAGUCUAUAUGAGUAACACAGGGGAGACACAAGGGAAUGAAGGGCAGACAGAGAAGACUAUCAGUCUUUUGGUGCUGCCAAGAUGUCAGGAGACUUGUUGCUUCCUUUCUACCCAAACAACUCUCAUAGGAUAUCUUUUGCUGAGGCACAUAUAGCUUAUCUGCAUUUGAGGAGAGUUUUGGUCACUCCCAAAUUCUUUAGAUACCUGGGAUGCUGAGAUCAGCCUAAAUCAAGGUGUCCAUGUGUGUACAUGUGUGUGCGUGUAUGCACUUCUAUGUUCAAACACAGGCAGAGGUAGGGAUGAGGUAUAUGGUCAUAGGAGGGCAGGCAGGAAAAUCAUGGCUGAAUCCCUGGAAUUGACAUUAUAAAAAGCCAUAAAAGGGACUCUCAUUAGAAGUCAAAAUCUCUGAAGUGCAGGAAAGUAGCAGAUGGACAAAUAGCAAUAAAACGAAUCCCUUAACUCUAUCCUUGAAGCUGUUUCACAGUGCCAAUCUAGUUCCUUCCUUUCCUCACCAAUAAACCUGGGCACAAAUAGGUUGCAACUAGGCUGGGUAUGGUGGCUUAUGCCAGUAAUUCCAGCCUCCCUUAGAGGCUGAGGUGGGAGGAUCUCUUGAGGCCAGCAGUUCAAGACCAACCUAGGCAACACGGCAAGACCCUGUCUCUACAAAAAAUUUAAAAGUUAGCCAGGUUGUGCUGGCAUGUGCCUGUGGUCCUAGCUACUUAGGAGGCUGAGGCAGGAGGAUUACUUGAGCACAGGAGGUUGAGGCUGCAGUGAGCCAUGAUCAUGCCAUUAUACUCCAGCCUGGGCAACACAGUGAGACUCUGUCUC